GCGCGGGGGCCGAAAGGAGGUGUUCGUGCGCGCCAGCGGGGAGGGUUGCGGAGUGUGCGCAGUGAGAGGCCUAGGCUGGGGGCUCAGUCCCAACAUGAUGGCUGCAUAACUGCAUCCAAGGCAUGGGUAUCCAGAAAGUGGCCCCAGGGAGUUCUACAAUGCAAAUGCCACUAUCCUUAAUAUAGAAGUGAAUCUAGUGGAGACUUGUGUAGCUUCUCCUAUUAAAAACUGACUACAAUGUCUCAUUGCAUUGGACUCCUGUCCAUUGCCUCUAAACUGAGUUUGCUGGUUUUGCUGCUUUCUGCAUUGUGCUUCUGUUCAUGCUUAAGUGACAGAAUUCCAGAGUUUGCCCUCACAAAAACAGAAGAAAACGACUUAAAAGAAGAGAAUAACAAAGAGUCAGUAGCAGAGGAUGAUCUUGAUCCUGAAGACUUAGAAGUGUUUUACCCAACAUAUCAGUGGCAAACAGUCCGUCCAGGUCAGGCUGUUCCUGCAGGGUUACACGUGCGAUUAAAUCUUCAAACAGGGGAAAGAGAAGCCAGGCUUCCAGAUAACAAAAAUGAAAAAAGUGACAUGAAAGACCAGAAGAAAAGGAAAAGGCUGGACGAGAUGCAUAUCAACUCAAACUCAUUUACAUCACAGGAACUCAAAGAGGCUUUGGCUAAAAUGAAGGAAAAAGAAAAGACAGAAAGCACAAUGGAACAAAAGACUAAUCUGGAAGAUGUGAGACAAAGGUUUCGUCCCAUAGAAGAGCUGAAGAAGGAGUUUGAAGAACUCAACAUGAAGAUAGAAACUGAUUUUGAAAUUAUGGUGAAAUUAAUCAACAAAUUCAAUAGCUCUACUUCUACUCUGGAUGAAAAAGUAGCAGCACUGUACGACCUUGAAUAUUAUGUUCAUCAGGUGGACAAUGCAAAAGACUUUCUUUCCUUGGGUGGACUUCAGCUUGUGAUUAAUGGAGUAAACAGCACCGAGCCUGUGCUAAAGGAACAUGCUGCCUUUGUCCUGGGAGCUGCACUAUCUAGCAAUCCCAAAGUUCAGGUGGAAGCAAUUGAGGGUGGUGCUCUACAAAAACUGCUGGUUAUUUUGGCUACGGAACAACCAUUGGCUGUGAAGAAAAAGGCUCUCUUUGCUUUGUCUUCAAUGCUGAGACACUUCCCCUAUGCCCAGCUGCAAUUCCUCAAGCUUGGUGGCCUUCAAGUACUUAGAAAUCUCUUCAAAGAAAAAGGCAUGGAGAGUCUCUACAUACGUGUUGUGACGCUGCUCUACGACAUGAUUUUGGAAAAGAUGCUGCUUGAGGAUUCAGAGAACAAGGAGGACCAAAUGGAAGAGAAAGUUCAGCAGUACAAACAAGUGAACCUGGUGCCAGCUGUGGUGGAACAGGGCUGGUGUGUGAUUAUUUCCAAUCUCCUGGCAUUGCCGGAGCAUGACACUCGAGAAAAAGUUCUAAAAACAGUGCACAUUCUGAUGGCCGCCUGCAGGGACGGAUACCAAGGGGACUAUGCCCUCAGCACCACACUGAACAUGCUCCGCACCGAGUACGAAGAACUGGCAGCAGAAGAACAAAGGGAAGGGGACAACGAUGGCUAUUUUAAGGAACUCCUUAGCUCUAUAAAUACCAUUAUUCAGGAGUUAAGAUCAGGAUAUCUGUAAUCUGACUGAGCUUUAAAAAAAAAAAAAAUUCAUGACAACCUGGUGAAUUUUGACGGACGUGCAUAAACAAACUAUUGAGCAAACUGCUGGUCUAAGCAAAAUCCCUCCACAAGGCAAGUGAGCCAACAGCUCCAUUAUUAAAGAAAGAUACAAACAUUUUGGGGAGUGUUUUCAUUUCACAUUUUGGUCCAUGCUAAUAUACCAGAUAAUGGGAUAUAUGUGUUUAAGGAAUAUUGCAUCUUGUCCUCAACCUCUAAUAUGUUUAAUGUAAGUGACAGAAUGUUUAAAUCUGUUUAGUAAAAUGCAGAUUCUUCAGGUUCCAAAGAACGGAUGCAUUUUUGAUCACAUACUUGCUAAUUCAGGUAACUAUACAUCUGUGCUUUGUAAAGGAAAAAGACUUUCCCACGAAACUGUGAUCGGUCUUUGUUCUUUUUUUAAUGGUGACCCUUUCUUUUGCUGCUUUACAAUUUAUACAGAAGGAUCGAAAGCUGCUGUUAGGUUUUUAUUUUUAAGUGUGCUUUCUGCUUGUGUCUUCCCUCAGAAACACCACCACUAUCAACGCUUGUCUUCCCUGGAGGUCUGCAUAGAGGACUCAUAGAUUCAGAUUAGGAGCCUUCUCAGACCUUUGUUGAAAGACGUUGAAUAUUCAACAAAAAAGAGCCUUUCUUCCAGCUAUUUGUUAGGGUUUUGAGUUAAAUAGAUGUUAACAAACCCCAAAUAAAAACUCAGGCAUUCUAAACAAAAAAUAAAUCAUUAGAAAUCA
This is a messenger RNA of Caretta caretta (loggerhead turtle), 2413 nucleotides long. It is a transcript of the gene SIL1, whose product is annotated as SIL1 nucleotide exchange factor. NCBI's taxonomy places the organism in Eukaryota, Metazoa, Chordata, Testudines, Cheloniidae. Gene Ontology annotation, cellular component: endoplasmic reticulum. The record is from RefSeq and is a predicted model, not a curated record. Gene Ontology annotation, molecular function: adenyl-nucleotide exchange factor activity.